AUGCAGUGUUUGUAUAUCUCCUUAUCUCUUUUACCUAAGAAUACUGCCGCUAUAUCGUGCACAGUGUCGGGUCCUCAACGACAUGAUCGCCAGGUGGAGGCACAUGCUGAAACUGCCGAUCAGCAAGCUUUGAACGCACAAGUUGACCACGAUUUGUUCGGAGACUGGAACCUCAACAUUGUUAUGAUUCCAGACAUAAAUUUGGAGCCCUUGCGUAUGCAGCCAUGUAUUGCUGCGGGAAAUAGGCAGUUUUCAUUUCGGAUCCGUGUUAAUAAAAAUAUGUAUCUUGAAUGUUUAAAAGUGAAGCGUGUCGCGUCUGGACGGGAAUGCUCGGCACACCUCUACACGUCAUCGAAGAUGCAGAGCAACACGAGCACAACACAACCGGGUCUUUAUCUGGCUCAUUGUCCGACAUUUGAUAUCCAACAGACGCCUAUGCAGCUAAAUCAAAGUCUUUUUUUGCCAGCUGAUACAUUGUCAUGCUUCUCCAUAUACAGUCCAUCUCCAUUUGUGUCAAAUGUUUUAGUGGUGGUGGACGUAAAUGAUUCGUUGCAACAAGGCUAUGUUUUUGGCCGUGUACAACUCCCUUUACCACAACUCGAAUUGCAUGGUAUAACGCAGUCAAGUGACGAACGCAAUCGAGUGCUUUCCAAAAUGGAGGCGGUGGAGGAGCUGCUAGUUGCUUUAGUAGCAGCGUUUCCAACGGUUCCAUUAUCCAGUACUGCUAAACAGUGUCUAGCUAAACGGGAGUUGGAGCAUCAGUCUGCUGGAAUAAAAAUUAUUAAGAUUUCUACACGUAGGAAAGCGUUACCGGCGAAAGCGUUUUAUGGAACAGCAGACACAGCAUCGUUGGAUUCAGCCCUUUUGGCUGAUGCGAAGUGGCGAUCAUUCUAUGAGAAGCUGCAAUUUCGAGUCUCGCGCUCACUGACGUGUCAGCUUGAAGGCACGGCACCAAUCUCUUCAUCGUUCCCUCGACAACAAGAAGCAUUCGAGUUUGCCGACCAAGUCGCUGUUUCUCAACGAAAAAUUGCAGUUUUCUCUGGUAAAUCAUCUCUGACUGAGAAUAGCAUCAGAGAGACACCGCGCAUCUUUUCCUUUGAGGAUGCGAAUAACGGAAAACGGCGUUUUUUUGUUUCCAGUUUUGCCGAGUUCUGGAAGAAGUACACAGCGACUCGCAACGAUGAACGACACGUUUACGAAAUCAUACGCGAUGGAGUACCCUGUCGUCUUUAUUUUGAUCUGGAGUUUAAACGACGUAUAAAUGUGCAUGUCGAUGGUGAUGCACUUGUGGCGAGGCUCGUGUCUUUGCUCCAGCUACAGCUUUUCCGUUGUUACAGACUCUACGUUGCUCGUCAAGACAUAUAUGAGCUGGACUCGUCAACUCCUGAUAAAUUCAGCCGCCAUCUCAUUAUUCACCUUCCUGAUGGUAGCCUCUUCAUGAACAAUCUUCAUGCUGGCUCAUUUGUGCGCGAAUUCAUUCGCGAUCUGGCGGCCGUACAUGUCAAGAAACACGAGACUUCUGAUGGUCUAUUAUCACCAUUUCUUGUAAAUACAGAGUCGGCUGGUGACUCUGUCGACAAAAAACAACUUUUUAUUGAUAUGAGCGUGUAUACUCGUAAUCGCAUGUUUCGAGUAUUGGGCUCUUCCAAGUAUAAAAAAAAGUCUGUUUUACGUUUGCUGGGUCCCUUUGCUGGACCCAAGCUUGAUCAAGAGUUGUUCGAGAAAACUCUGGUGUGUCCAUUUCCGUCUUGCGAUCUAUUGAAAUCUGAUCUCAAAAGUAGGAACCAUCGUCUGCUUCGAUGUCGGUCAUCGGUCACACCGCUAGGGCGCAGCCGAAAUAUAUCUACCUCGUCAAUUGAAUGCCAGAAAUCGGUGUACCCCGAGCUCGACUCUUUUAUUCGCUCGCAAGCAAAUAAGGGUGGGGUGCAAGGCGAAAUUCGUGCUAUUCAAAUGCUGCUGACGAGCAAGUCGACAAAACCAGUUGUGAAGGCUACUGAAGCGGAGAUUCCGGGACAAGUGAACUCAAUUAUGCAACCGUAUGCGAUUGUAUACCACAUGGCACUUAAUCGUUGGUGUGCGAACAUUCAGCGGGCGCACAAGAGUAAUAAUAUCAUGUAUAUCGUAGACAUCCAGCAGCGUGUAUUUUAUCAAAAAUGUCACGACCCACUUUGUCAGGCAAUGGAUUUCAGGUCGCCACCACAAUCACUUCCUCAAUACAUCAGCUUCAGUCUGACUGAAAAGAAAGUUAUUUAG
Messenger RNA from Plasmopara halstedii, 2253 nucleotides. RefSeq names its product DNA primase, UL52/UL70 type, Herpesviridae. Gene Ontology annotation, biological process: replication fork processing; error-prone translesion synthesis; mitochondrial DNA replication. The coding region runs from base 1 to 2253 and encodes 750 amino acids. The record is from RefSeq and is a predicted model, not a curated record. Gene Ontology annotation, molecular function: chromatin binding; DNA-directed DNA polymerase activity. The transcript has 10 exons. NCBI's taxonomy places the organism in Eukaryota, Oomycota, Peronosporomycetes, Peronosporales, Peronosporaceae. Gene Ontology annotation, cellular component: nucleus; mitochondrial matrix.